UAAAUGUAUUUAAAAGCAGCGAAGCAUUUUUAAUUGAAGAAAAAUUGGAAUUUAUUUUGUGCAGAGAGAGAGAGAGAUUCCAGCCUUCCCUCUGCUCUCCGAGAAGCAUCCCAUAUUCUUAGAUGUGAUGUUGCCUUGGCAACCACACUUGGUGACCUCGUUAUUUCAACCUAAUCCUGCUUUGAAAUUAUAGAUGCUCCACCCUUUUGCCUGGCUAGGCUGAUAACAUAAUCAUUGUAAAUGAGGAUUGGGGAGGGGGGAAAACAGCAAGAUAGCAUUUCCCUAGUGACAUAAGACUAGUCGCACCUUAUCAAGAAAAUAUUCCCAACAAUUAAAGUGCAUAAAUCUCAAUGCCCCAGAAAAGGGAGGCUUGGGGGAUUAUUAUUUGUGCGGGCGUUGAGUCUGCUGUUCUGCUUUGCAAAAUGCAACUGCGGCAGUGUGCUGGUUAGAUUUGGAAAUUAAAAUUCACCUACAUUAAAUUUCUUUUUUUUUAAUUCCUAAUAUUAUGAGUAAAGCAUAGGCGUUCCAAAUUAAGCAUCUGUUUUGACGACAGAAGGAUCUAGGAACUAUACAGUAUGCAAAACUACUCAUCAAAAACAGACUUUCGGGUUUUUAGUGGGCUCCUUUAUUGAAAAUGGGUUAAAAUCAUAAAACCGGGGAGGGGAGGAGAGUGUGUGUGAAACUAUUUCAGCUCUUACUGCAGUGGAAAAGAAAUAGACUUGCUCAUCUUACACACUACAUGAACUAUAUUUCUUUUAGGAGAAAUGUAGACAACAUGAUUUGAUUGAGGACCCAUCCAGACAGGCCCUAUAUCCCAGGAUCUGGUCCCAGAUUUUCUGCUUUAAACUGGGACCUCUUCCACACAGCUAAAUAAAAUCCUACAUUAGCUGCUUUGAACUGGAAUAUAUGGCGGUGUGGACUCAGAUAAACCAGUUCAAAGCAGAUAUUGUGGGGUUUUCUGCCUUGAUAUCCCAGGUUAUAUGGCUGUGUGGAAGUGUUGGAAAUAGCAACCUUCUACAAGCCUCCUACACUAGUUAUUUGUUAUGUAUAUAAUUCAGAUUGCUUAUUGUAUAAAUGUGUGUUGAUAUGCAGUUUUCCUUAACUCUAUGUUGUGGGAGGGGCUGCAGACCAUGUGAUCAGAUCUGGGACUAUUCAAGACUCAGACUCCAUUUUAGAAACUGUAUGCUUUUAGACGUCACUAGGAACAGUAUGCUUACAGAAGCCAUUAGACUUUCAAUGUAGUGACUUCAGUAGAAACAGUACAGUUUAGAAGUUAGUUGAAAGAGACUAUGGAGCAGUGGUUCUCAACCUCAGAUGUUUUUGGCCUACAACUCCCAGAAAUCCCAGCCAGUUUACCAGCUGUUAGGAUUUCUGGGAGUUGAAGGCCAGAAACAUCUGAGGACCCCAGGUUGAGAACCACUGCUAUAGAGACUCUAUUAGACUCUCAGAACAGAGAGAUGCUUUAGACCAGUAGUUCUCAACCUGUGGGUCCCCAGAAAAGACAUUGAAAUCCACAAGCACAUGAACAAUUUCAACAGAAAGGAGAAAACCAUGAAAAUGAACAAAUUCUGGUUACCAGUAUUAAAAAAAAACACCAGAAUCAAGACAGUAAAUAAGAAACACCACUCAAAAACAGGGGAACUACAGAUAGCAAUUGCAACAUUUGCAUUUGCUUUAACAGACAAGCAUUAUUUCUCCCACACUGGAGAUUCCACAGAUACACACAUGUCAUGGAACCCAGUUACAGGGCUUUGGUAAUUCAGCCCUGUAACUGGGAGUCAUAACAUAAACAAUCCCAGGAGCACCUGGCAGAAGAAGAUAGAAUAUGCCUGGGAACUUGGGGCCGAAAGUAUAAACAAUUAUAAUUGGUCUAGUGUGUGAAAAUGGUAGUAAUGUGAUAUUGGGGGUGGGACUUGAUGAUGAUAUUUACGUGUGGUGUUACGUAGCAUCAAAAGUUAUAAAAAUAGUUGUAUGUAAACAUUGGGUCAUUCCUGACUUUUCCAAAGUCAUGUGUUCUUCAAUAAAGAUUGGAUUUGAGAGCAGCCAUCUCUGAUCUGCGUUCAGACUGAUCCUUUGAAGUGAGCAGGACAAUUAAGUCAGGAAUCCAGUUCUCACCCUCCUGCAAAUUUGCAGUGAAGUGAUAAUGAGCAGGGAAGGAGAUCAAAGCCAUGACGGAGCAAAGGGGCCUCCGCUGGGAGCUCUGCCGUUGGCAGAAGAGACAUUGCAAGCCAUAGCUUCCUCUACGGGGUACCCCAAGCCGGACGGCGUGACCCAGAGGAUUCCCAGAGGGGGAAGAGGCGUUCCGGCGGCGGCAGAAACCAGUUGGGGAUCUGGAGGAAGCAUGCCGGAGACCGUGGCCCAGCGGUUAUCCAUCCUGGAAACUCAUUUAUCCAGGCUGUCGGAUACCGUGGGGAGAAUAGUGCCAAUAUUGGAAGAGAAUCUCCAAAAAGAGCACAUCCGAUAUGGCGCCGAGAGAGAGCCAAGCAAAGGAGGCGAUUGGAGCCAGAGGGGACAGCGAGCUUCAACGCAGAGUCCCGCGGCGGCAAGGGACGAGGGAGACGAGGAAUAUUGGCAAGAGCUGGAGUUCCGGGACAGAAUGGCGCGCGAAGUGGAGCGCCAGCAAGCUCUGGGAACUCUGAGGCCGCCAACCCCAACAGAGCUCCCAACCCCCCGAAUGGGCGUCGGAGUAGAAAGACCACUGGGGCCAGGGAUCGGGUCCAGUGGAUUAGCUGACGAAGGCGGAGAGGAGCAGGAGAUCCAGGAAGAGGAGGAGGAUGUGCCGUACGACGGGGAAAGGCGAGAUGCGGGGGCUACAGCGAGGCCAGUAUGCGGAUGGGGGGAAGGGCCGACAGCGGCGGCAGGAUUUCGGGAGCCGCGCAGAAUGACCACCGGAGUGGGGUGCGGCGUGAUCCAAGGAAACCCGAUGCAACCCUUCCCCAUGCCUCCCAGACAGCAUCAACGGGCCGCUGAAUGGAUGCCAAGAAGGGAAGAUCUCAAGCUAGAAUACGGAGGGGAAUCAGCCGAACUGAACUUUUUUCUAAUUAGCAUCAGGGGAUACAUGGAAGACAAUGCACACACAUUCCCCUCCGAAGCAAGCAGGGUUCGGGCCAUCGGCAACACACUAAAGAGAGGAGCGGCCAGCUGGUAUGUGCAACUACAUGCCAGACAGGACCCAUGCCUGAGGUCAGUGCCCCGCUUCCUCGCCGCACUGGAAAACCGGUUCAGAGACCGGCUAGAGCAAUUGAGAGCUCGAGACCAGCUUAGAGGAAUAAAGCAGAGGGACAAAACGGUGCCCGAGUACGCAGAAGAAUUCCUCCACCUCGCGGAAAGGGUACCAGAGUGGUCUGAAGUGACCAAAGUGGAAUUAUUUAAAGAGGGACUACGCCCCGAGAUUUUCAGCUGGGCAGCGCACAGAGAUGACCCCGAAACGCUCCAGGGAUGGAUUCAACUAGCGGGGCGCGUUGAAUCCACCCUGGCCCAAGUAAAGCGCUUCAGGAGCAGCGGCGGCCAGCAAAGACCGGUGGCGAGAGGUCGAGGAGAAACGAGGAAGCAGGAAAGACCCGGAGGGAGGCCGGGGAUUCCCUCCAGAGGAGACGACAACAAACCUAAACCGGGAUGCUUUGUAUGUGGGAAGACGGGCCAUCGAGCAGCAGAAUGCUGGGCACGGAAGGGGGAGCCGCCAAAACCCUCAAAGCCCAAGCCAGCAACCGGGAGGCGUGCGGAGGAGGAGGUGCAAGCCCCAGAAUCUCCAGAAAAAUUGGCUUGUGAUGAAAGAAGAACCGAAGAGGAGGACGAAGAAAAGGAGGGCACCAUGUCAUGGAACCCAGUUACAGGGCUUUGGUAAUUCAGCCCUGUAACUGGGAGUCAUAACAUAAACAAUCCCAGGAGCACCUGGCAGAAGAAGAUAGAAUAUGCCUGGGAACUUGGGGCCGAAAGUAUAAACAAUUAUAAUUGGUCUAGUGUGUGAAAAUGGUAGUAAUGUGAUAUUGGGGGUGGGACUUGAUGAUGAUAUUUACGUGUGGUGUUACGUAGCAUCAAAAGUUAUAAAAAUAGUUGUAUGUAAACAUUGGGUCAUUCCUGACUUUUCCAAAGUCAUGUGUUCUUCAAUAAAGAUUGGAUUUGAGAGCAGCCA
Anolis carolinensis (green anole) is the source of this 4132-nucleotide messenger RNA. RefSeq lists its product as uncharacterized. Bases 2144 to 3844 code for a protein of 566 amino acids. Gene Ontology annotation, molecular function: zinc ion binding; nucleic acid binding. The record is from RefSeq and is a predicted model, not a curated record. Lineage: Eukaryota; Metazoa; Chordata; Lepidosauria; Squamata; Anolidae. The transcript has 2 exons.